Meloidogyne enterolobii is the source of this 2488-nucleotide messenger RNA. NCBI's taxonomy places the organism in Eukaryota, Metazoa, Nematoda, Chromadorea, Rhabditida, Meloidogynidae. The record is from the annotation of a GenBank genome assembly.
AUUAAAAAGCAAUUUUGUUGUUCUCUUUAUUUUAUUUUGAUUUGUCAUCAUGGCUUCUGUUCCAACAAAGCAGGAUGAGAAGACUAAACGUAAUGAAGAGUUAGCUACUGCUAUUCUCAAAAACAAACCAAAGCCAAAUCGUUUAAUUGUUGACACCAAUCCAAAUGAUGACAACAGCACAGUUUGUCUGUCUCAGGCUAAGAUGGAUGAACUUAACAUCUUUCGAGGGGACACUGUUUUCCUUAAAGGAAAGAAGCGUCGUGAGACAGCUUGUGUUGUUCUUGCAUCUGAGACUUGCCCAAACGAGAAAAUUUUGAUGAAUCGUGUCGUUCGCACCAACUUGCGUGUUAAGCUCGGUGACGUCGUUUGCGUUGUGCCAGCCUCGAACAUCCCAAAUGGUAUCCGCAUUCAUGUUUUGCCAAUUGACGACACCGUUGAAGGUCUUACUGGAAAUCUUUUUGAAGUCUACCUCAAACCCUAUUUUGUCGAAAUGUAUCGACCUGUUUACAAGGGUGACACUUUUACUGUGAGCGCAGCUAUGAGGACCGUUGAAUUUAAAGUUAUUGAGGUUGACCCCAGUCCAGCGUGCAUUGUUGCUCCAUCAACGAUAAUUCAUUGUGAAGGUGAUCCAAUUAAACGAGAAGAUGAGGAAGGGAAUCUUAAUGAGGUUGGCUAUGAUGACAUUGGUGGAAUGCGUAAGCAGUUGGCACAAAUCAAGGAAAUGGUUGAACUUCCUUUGCGUCAUCCACAACUCUUUAAAUCUAUUGGAAUCAAACCGCCGCGUGGAAUGUUGCUCUUUGGACCACCUGGAACAGGAAAAACGUUGGUUGCUCGAGCUGUAGCUAAUGAAACUGGAGCGUUUUUCUUUUUGCUCAAUGGUCCUGAAAUUAUGUCUAAACUUGCUGGUGAGUCUGAGUCGAAUUUGCGUAAGGCUUUCUCGGAGUGCGAAAAGAAUUCGCCUGCUAUUUUGUUUAUUGAUGAAAUUGAUGCUAUUGCUCCGAAACGUGAAAAGACUCAUGGUGAAGUUGAACGUCGUAUUGUUUCUCAACUUCUCACUCUUAUGGAUGGAUUAAAGCAGCGUUCUAAUGUUAUCGUUAUUGGAGCUACUAACCGUCCUAACUCUAUCGAUCCGGCUUUGCGUCGUUUUGGUCGUUUCGAUCGAGAAAUUGACAUUGGAAUUCCUGAUGCAAUUGGACGUCUUGAAAUUCUUCGAAUUCACACAAAGAAUAUGAAAUUGGCUGAUGAUGUUGACUUGGAAAGGAUUGCAAACGAAUGCCACGGUUAUGUUGGUGCCGAUCUUGCCGCUCUUUGUUCUGAAGCUGCAAUGCAGCAAAUUCGUCAGAAGAUGGAAUUGAUUGAUCUUGAAGCGGAACAGAUUGAUGCAGAAGUAUUGAAUAUGUUGGCUGUUACUAUGGAUGACUUCCAGUUUGCUCUUGGAAAGAACAGUCCAUCUGCUCUUCGUGAAACUGUUGUAGAAACUCCAAAUAUCUCUUGGGAUGACAUUGGUGGUUUGGAAGGAGUUAAGCGCGAGUUGCAAGAGUUGGUUCAGUAUCCAGUGGAGCAUCCUGAAAUGUUUCUCAAGUUUGGAAUGCAACCGUCCCGUGGUGUUCUCUUCUAUGGGCCACCUGGAUGUGGUAAAACGUUAUUGGCUAAGGCUAUUGCCCAUGAAUGUCAAGCUAACUUCAUCAGUAUUAAGGGACCUGAGUUAUUGACAAUGUGGUUUGGUGAAUCUGAAGCUAAUGUUCGUGAUGUGUUUGACAAGGCUCGUGCUGCUGCUCCUUGCGUUCUUUUCUUUGACGAACUUGAUUCUAUUGCAAAGUCUCGUGGAGGAAAUAUUGGCGAUGCUGGGGGAGCUGCGGAUCGGGUUAUUAAUCAAGUUUUGACGGAAAUGGAUGGAAUGGGGUCAAAGAAGAAUGUUUUUAUCAUUGGAGCUACCAAUCGUCCCGAUAUCAUUGACCCGGCAAUUCUUCGUCCUGGACGUCUUGACCAACUUAUUUACAUUCCACUUCCAGACGAGGCAAGCCGUCUCCAAAUCUUUAAGGCAAAUUUGCGUAAAACUCCAAUUGCAAGCGAUGUUGAUCUUAACUUUUUGGCAAAAACGACAGUUGGUUUCUCGGGUGCCGAUCUUAACGAAAUCUGCCAGCGUGCUUGCAAACUUGGAAUUCGAGAAUCGAUUGAAAAGGCGGUUGUGAAAGAAAAGGAGCGUCAAUUGCGUGCCCAAAAAGGUGAAGAAUUGAUGGAGGAAGCUGAUGAAGAUCCGGUUCCCGAACUUACGCGAAAACACUUCGAAGAGGCAAUGAAGUUUGCUCGUCGCUCGGUUUCUGAUAAUGAUAUUCGUAAAUAUGAGAUGUUCGCUCAAACACUGCAACAACAGCGUGGUUUUGGAACAAAUUUCAAGUUCCCUGGCGGGAAACCAGCUGGUGGCUCUGCAGGAGGAGGACCUCAGCCAAGCGCUGGAGGAAAUGAUGAUGAUGACUUGUAUAGUUAG